This is a messenger RNA of Microthlaspi erraticum, 2535 nucleotides long. The record is from the annotation of a GenBank genome assembly. Lineage: Eukaryota; Viridiplantae; Streptophyta; Magnoliopsida; Brassicales; Brassicaceae.
AUGGGAGGCUGUGUAUCACUACAGUUAUCAUGUGAUGAAGCGUUGAAUCAAGCCUGCUGCUGCUUAUUUGGUGAUGGAAAUUACAUUCACAUGUUGAACGCUAAUCUCGAGGCUCUAGAGGAAGCUACGCAAGAACUUGAAGAAACGCGAGCUGAUUUGUUAAGAAGAGUUGCCAUAGAAGUCCAAGGAUGGUUUUCAAGGGUACAAGAUAUGGAGUCUCAGGUGAAAGAUCUGCUCAAGGCUAAAUCAACUGAGACUAGAAGCUUGUGUCUGUUUGGAUAUUGUUCUAAGACGUGCAUAUCAAGCUACAAGUAUGGAAAAAAGGUAUUUAAGAAGUUGAAAGAGGUUAAAGAGCUUCUAUCUAAAGGAGUUUUUGAAGUGGUCGCAGAAAAAGCUCCUGUACCAAAGGUGGGGAUGCAGCAUAUCCAAACCACAGUUGGUUUGGAUUUCAUGGUGGAAAAGGCAUGGACCAGCAUCAUGAACGGUGAACGGAAAAUUUUAGGUCUCUAUGGUAUGGGGGGAGUUGGCAAAACCACUCUCCUAGCUCGUAUCAACAACAACUUCAUGAAUGAAUUUGAUGUUGUGAUAUGGGUUGUGGUCUCUAAAGAUUUGCAAAUUGGGAGCAUUCAGAAUCAGGUUAUUGGAAGAUUACGUGUUGAUGACGAAUGGGAAGGAGAAGCAGAAGAGAAGAAAGCCUCUUCCAUAUACAAGAUCCUUAAGAAAAAGAAAUUUGUUCUGUUAUUAGAUGAUCUAUGGAGCGAGGUAGAUCUAAACAAGAUUGGAGUUCCACCUCCUACUCGAGCCAAUGGAUCCAAGAUAGUGUUCACCACUCGUUCGAAGGAAGUUUGCAAAGACAUGAAAGCUGACGAUGAGCUGAAAGUUGAGUGUUUGUCAGCGGAAGAUGCGUGGGAACUGUUUCGAAAUAGAGUUGGAGAAGUCCCGUUAACGCGCCAUCAAGAUAUUCCUUCACUUGCAAGAAAGGUUGCUGAGAAAUGUUGUGGCCUGCCACUUGCACUUAAUGUUAUUGGAAAAACAAUGGCAUCUAAAGAGAAUGUACACGAAUGGCGUCAUGCCAUUGAUGUUCUCAAUACGUCUAGCCACGAGUUUCCAGGUAUGGAAGAAAAGAUUCUUUCCAUUUUGAAGUUUAGUUAUGAUGGUUUAGGAGACGAACAUGUCAAAGCAGGCUUCCUAUAUUGUUCUUUGUUCCCGGAAGAUUUUGAAAUAGACAAGGAGGUGUUGAUAGACUAUUGGAUAGGGGAAGGAUUUAUAAAUGGAAACAGAGAUGAAGAUGGAAGUAAUAACCAAGGUCAUGCUAUAAUUGGUUCAUUAGUUCGUGCUCAUCUAUUGGUGGAAAUAGAGAUGAAGAUGGAUCUUACCGAAGAACUCACAUAUAAGGUGAAAAUGCAUGAUGUUAUACGUGAGAUGGCUCUUUGGAUAGGGUCUAACUUUGGAAAAGAAGAAGAAAGAUUGUGUGCCAAAUCCGGUACACAGUUACGGUGUAUACCAAACGACAUCAACUGGAAAGUUGUGAGAAGAAUCUCUUUGAUGAGUAAUCAAAUUAAAGAGAUAUCUUGUUGUCCUUCUGAAUGCUCCAACCUUUCGACCGUUUUACUUCGUAACAACAAGCUGAAGGCGAUUUCAGGUGAAUUCUUUCAGUUUAUGAGAGCCCUUGUCGUCUUGGAUCUUUCGGAGAACAAGGAUCUUCAUAGAUUGCCGAAUGACAUUUCCAGCUUGAGUUCCUUGCAAUACCUCAAUUUAUCAUCUACAGGGAUAAGAUCGUUACCAGUUGGUUUGAAGGGGUUGGGGAAGCUAAUAAGCUUGGACCUAGAGUAUACUCGUUUCCUUAAAAACACUUAUGGGGUAGUAAGUGGCUUACUAAAUCUUCAAGUGUUGAAAGUAUAUGGUUCACCGUUUUAUAUUGAUGCAACAUUAAUGGAAGAGCUACGGCUGUUAAAGCAGUUGAAGAUAUUAACAGCAACUGUAAAAGAUGCUUUGGUUUUGGAAAGUAUCCUAGGAGUGGAGCGAUUGGCCAGAAGUGUUCGAUAUUUACAUCUAGAAGAUAUGUCAGCAGAGGUUGUGAUAUUAAAUACGGUAGCUAUGAGUGGUCUUCAACGCCUUGAUAUUUGGAACUGCAACAUCUCGGAGAUAAAGAUAGAUUGGGAAAGCAAAGAAAGAGAAGAGCUUCAUUGUACAAGCUCUCCAGGCUUCAAGCACCUUUCCAGUGUUUUGAUAGAUGGUUUGCAAGGUCCAAAGGACUUGACCUGGCUGCUGUUCACUCAAAAUCUCAGGUAUUUAAGUGUAUGGAAUUCAGAAAGCAUAGAGGAAAUAAUAAAUAGGGAGGAAGGAAUGAGUAUUAGCAAUGUGUAUCCACAUCUUUCUGUUCCUUUUGGAAAGCUAGGAUCCCUUGAUCUGAGGAACUUGUCUGAAUUGAAGAGUGUUUGCUCGGAGGAGAUUCUUCCAAACCUGAGAAAAUUUGAUGUCCUCGCAUGCCCAAAGCUGCUCAGAGCUGCUAGAGGGUUUUUUUUAUGGGGUUGA